UGGUACAACUUGUCUGUCAUUCGAUCUGUCAAUCACCCUGCUCUUUAGUUUAUGUGCGCCUUUGCUGAAUGAAGUCAAGUGUUUGUGUAAAUGAUUGUGAAACAAAGACUUUUAGACGAAAUAAAUGAGGCUCUGUAAAGAUUUACUUUUACACAUUACUCAUGAGUACGGAAGAGACUCUCUUGAAUCUCGAUUUCGACAAACCGAAUACAACACUUGCGCCGUCCAUCCCCGAUGACGGCGUGGUAUCUUUGUCCAGUAGUUCAGAGGAGAUUUGUUUAGUGCCAGAGGUCGGUUUCGAAGGCAACGUGGAUUCCCCGGGGGUCAAUCGGGAGUCGCAGCCGCUGCUGGGCGGCCGCGGUGACUUCGAGGUCUCAUUCAACCAUUUUCCAGAUGACCCACAGUUCAGUGAACUGGUGUGGCAGGCAGAGGUGGCUAUUGAUAAUGGCAUCUUCCCGGAGAGGAUAUACCAAGGAUCCAGUGGGUCAUACUUCGUCAAAAAUCCUGGAGGGAAAAUAAUCGGCGUGUUCAAACCAAAAGACGAGGAGCCGUACGGGCGUCUAAAUCCAAAAUGGACGAAGUGGAUGCACAAGCUGUGCUGCCCCUGUUGCUUCGGGCGCUCCUGCCUCAUCCCCAACCAGGGAUACUUGUCAGAGGCGGGCGCAAGCCUGGUAGACUCCAAGAUCGGCCUCAAGAUCGUGCCAAAGACCCGGGUAGUGAAGCUAGUGUCGGAAACGUUCAACUACCUGCGGAUAGACCGCGAGCGUUCGCGGUUGAAGCGAGCAAUCACCGAGCAGUUCCCGAACUUGAGGUUCAACAGGAUGGGACUGCCGCCUAAGGUAGGAUCGUUCCAGCUGUUUGUGGAGGGGUAUAAAGACGCGGACUACUGGCUGCGAAGAUUCGAGCAGGACCCGCCCCCUCCUCACGUCAUGAGAAAGUUCCAGCUACAGUUUGAAAGGCUCGUGGUAUUGGACUACAUCACACGCAACACGGACCGCGGCAACGACAACUGGCUGAUCAAAUACGACGCGCCCAGCGCGCGCGGGGACGCCGUCGCCAUGUUGGAACCCUCGGAGUGGCAAGGCGCAGAGGUGCGGAUCGCGGCCAUCGACAAUGGCCUGGCCUUCCCUUUCAAGCAUCCCGACUCGUGGCGUGCCUACCCCUACCACUGGGCCUGGCUGCCGCAGGCCAAGCGGCCCUUCAGCCACGACACCAAGGAGCUGGUUCUUCCGUUACUAUCAGACAUGAACUUCGUGCAGGAGCUAUGUGAUGAGCUACAUGUAUUAUUCAAACAAGACCGCGGCUUCGACAAGGGCCUGUUCGAGCGGCAGAUGUCGGUGAUGCGCGGACAAGUGCUCAACCUCACGCAGGCGCUCAAAGACGGCAAGAGUCCCGUGCAACUUGUACAGAUGCCCGCCGUCAUCGUCGAGAGGUCCAAAAGCGGCACGACAUCGUCGCGGUUCUUCGACUCGUUCCAGCAGCGCUUCCAGCACAAGUCGCCCUUCUUCUCCUGGUGGUGAACCACAAGACUCCUCCGCCAGAUAACAGACACAGUGUAGUUCAGCGGCGACUAUGGUAAAUAGUAAACAAUUGUAUGUAUAUGUAUGUAUGAUGUAGAUUAGUGCAUUUUAAAAUUAUUAUAAUGUAAAAACUGCUGGAAAUGUAGUGCGUAAAAGGAAAAGUAAUGUGAUAUUUUUCUUCAGUCAAUAUUAAUUAUUUUUAUUUUAAAUCAAAUACAGUUUACAAAAAAAAAUGUUAAGUAUAUGUUAACAUGUUCCAGUUCCUACUAAGGUUACUGUUAAAAUAUUAAUAUAUGUAUCAGUAUACGCUAGUCACUACUAGACUUAGCUAGUGUCACGCACAUUCCAUAGAAUUCUAGUUACGAAAGUACCCACAAUAGUGGCGCUAGUAUCUCUAUAGAAAACAUCUGUCAAUAUUCUUGUCAAAGCAGAUUGCAGACCAAGAGAUAAACUAAGCUUUAAUAUAAGCCAGCAAGGUACAAAAUAAUAUUGCAUACCUGUUUAUAAUCUUGUCCUUACAACUCGUCACGAGUGUGAGGGAGAAGGAACAUCACAUUACUUUUGUUCGUACGCCGUUUAUAUUAAUUUGUGACGUUACCCAUAUAACUAUUUGCUUUAGACUCUGUUAUUUUUAUACACUAUUUUGUAAUUACGUUUUUAUCAUUUUCUCAUUACCUAAGUGUUGUUAUUCCAUCGAAAUAUAACGAAAUUUAUGAAAAUAGUCCGGUUUGGGACUAGUGUAGUGUUUGAUCGGACUAAACUAGUCGAAUUCGUACGGAGAUGGUUCAACUAAUUUUGCUAGUUUGAAAAAUAAUUUGAAGUGUCUAGUUCAUAGCAGGCGUAAGUUAUAGAUCAUUUCAUCCACGAAUACGCGCCCCACCGAUUUUUGGACCGUGUGCACUCAUGGAUGAUUUAGCGUGUACCGGUAACACUCAAACAUUAACGGAAGAAUGGUGGGGCGCGUCUUCGUGGAUGAAACGAUCUAUACGUUUCGAUACGAACUGACAACUGACAGCUGUCAAAUUGGAUGGAAACAAAGUCGCGCAGCUGUAAAGUCAUGACUAAAAUACAUUACCGUCAUAGAAAAAUAUACUAACGAAUACGAAUGAUACUAAAUUCUAAAAAUCUAAAGAAACUAGAAUUGUAUCACACUUGUGAACAUUUAAAAUCUAAUCAAGUAUAAGUUUUCUCUAUUAUGAGUCGCGUUGAUUAUAAGCGACUAUAAAUGCAUGAAGUGAUAAGAAACUGUCGUCUUAAUAACGAUGACUUUUCAAUAAGACAUUUAAAAAUACCUCAACAUUAUUCAAUCACAUUCUAUAGUUUCUAAGACGACGAACAAAACUUGAUUCAAACUCAAGUUAGUAUUUUCAGUGAUUGGUUGAAUUUCAUAGACCAAUCAUAGACUUGAAACUUAUCUUGAGUUUAAAUCGAGCUUUGUAUGUCAUUUCACAAUAACUUUGCAAAACAUGAGGCGUUUUAAUAUUAUUUAAAAUCCUGGAUUUAGGUAAAAUCAACAGGAUUCUUUAAACGGCACGGUUUUAAUAUCGUGUAAAGAGAACGGUCUAGCUAGGACAUUGGUUUAUUUGUUAAAUAGGUUUUCGAUUUGGCUGUUAUAUCCCGUUUGGUAGUCAUUUUUAUUUGUUUUUUACGUACUAGUAGAACUAGUCCUGAAAGAUAUUGUUUUGUCUUGAACUUUUUGAAGUUGGUUCAAAGAUUUUUUGCAACGCAGGCAUUUUAUUGACUUCACUAAAUAUUUACCCUACUUUAAACUAAAUUUUCUUUAAUAUUUGAGGUUGGACAAUGCCUUUCAGAACUAGCAUUAAUGUAGUCCUAUGCCUUACUCUUAAUGCAGGGUUUCCACAGCGGACCUAAGAAUGUUCUAGAAGGAAUAAGCAGUAAACUUUAGGAGUGAAAUUUGGGACCCAAUAUCAAAAUUGAUGGGUAAUAAUGGAGCGAAUAUUAGAUAGAAGAUUGAAGAAUUAUAUUUUAUUCGAGGUUUUAUUUUAUUAUUUGCUCACAUUUAAAGUUUAGCGGGUUCGAUUUCAUUUGAAAAUUUAACGAAAACUUCUUACGAAAACGUCAGCACCAUGCUGACAAAUACAAAGCCAAUACAAAUACUGAUACUUACACAAUUGGGAAGCUAAGAUAUGAAAUAGGAAAAUUCCCAAAUACUAAUCUUCAAAUUCCAUAAUGAGGGCUAGCGUAUUUAUGUUCACCAGUUGGCGCCUUUGUCGAGUAAGACCAUGUCCCUAGCUAGUAGACAAGACAAUGGCGUCAAAUGGUGAGCGCAAACACGGUAGCCUCCCGUAGAAGCUGUUAGGACUAUCGCAUUUUCACUCGACUAAAGUCUGUUCGCCGAGAGUUGAUAAAUAUUAUGAAAUGUCUUGCAAUAACGACUGUCGCUUAAUUAUCGCAUUCUGUAUGGUACGAGCCACGCAGCUGUCGUCAGCGCCCCGGCCGGCGGGCCGUAAUGUUAAAACGCAAUGUGUGAAACGGAAUAGAUUUAUUUUACAUAAGAUCGAAAUGAAUGGUAUGACAGUGGGUAGGGCUUUGCCCAACAUUGGGAUACACUAUAAGCCACUUGAUGAUAAUGAAAUACUUUUUAUCCAACACAUGGACGGCACGUGUUUGAUCCGUAUCCCCACGUAUGCCCUAACCGGAAUAAUUCCCGUUUUAAAAGAGAUAAUAAUGAUAAUCUACCAACUUUUUCAUUAUAUCGACAAAAAUAAUUAGCGGGCCGCAAUUUAUAAUGAGUUUAGAACCUCUGAUAUUUAAUUUUUUUUAUCAACUCUCGGCGAACAGACUUUAGUUGGGGCCACUAUCGAGUAAGGUCACUCAUCAGUGGCGCCAACUAGUGAACGAAAUAUGAUACCUUUCAUUCUGUCGAUUACAAUUUGGUAACCGAGCUUUACUAUCUUUGCCUCUUCAGAUUUUUUAUUUCACAAUGAAAGUUUCUUAGGAUGGUUUUAUGAAAAGAAUGGCGGUUUAACUUACAGAACGAUUACUAAGACACGGUAAAUCAAUUAUUAGAUUUGGUAAUAGGAUUACAAUAUUACCAAAAAUCUUGUGAAGUGUGUCCGAGUUAAGUAAUAUAAUUAUCUACCAAUAAUAUUGAUAUAAAUAGAAAUGUUAAUUUGUAUAUUGGAAUCCUUGUAACAAUCGGUUGAUAACAAAAUCAAUAAUAGAGACAUGCUCCAUUCUAAUUUCCUUAUAAUUUAAACUUUAUUUCAUUUACCUAACAUGGAGAUAUUGCCAAAAUGCCAAAUAAUAAUAAUACUCGCUAUGAUUCGUGAGAUCAAAAUUGUAAUAACAAAUUGAAUAUUUUAUUUACCUUACCCAUUUUUAUUAGAUGUUUUAUUUACAAGCUGAUAACUAUCAAGUAUUUAUAAUCACAAUAAUAUAGGAUGUUCCUUGUUUAGAUUAAAUAUUUGAUAAUUUGUAAAUAUGGAAUAUUUAAUUCAGUCGUACUGAACACCUUUUUCUUGCUUGAGUCGUUCGUUGUUUUAGGUUGGUAUUAGAAAGCGCGUGCGCCGAUUCACAUAAAUAAUAGAAUAUACAAUUUUGUUGAAAAAUAGCAUCUAAUUGCUUCUACAUAAGGUUUAUUUCCACAUGCCUAAAGCAACGGAUGAUUUAAGCGUCCAAUAGACAACUUAUUAUAUGGAUUUUCUAAAGGUGAAGUGCCUAUUAUAUUUUGAUGGACGAAUACUUAUACAAUUAUUGUUUAAGUGAACUUAAUAUCACUAGUAGAGGUCACUCAGCACUAGUGCUUACGUUAGACGAUGUAUAUCGUAUAGUACAAUCCUGUGUUAACUUCAGAAUGUUUUGUACAACAAUCGAGAUACCAACUUAGUUACAAAUGAAGGCAUAUUAUUGUAAUGAUCAAGUAGUUAAUUGUGAGCUUGGGCGGCUAUAUGAAAACUUUCCUUUUAUUUUUAGGCCUAAUAGAAUUAAAUGCACAGGUCAGGCACCUACUUGUAUUUUUUUAUAUAGGCCAGUUUAUUUAGUGGAUAUUUACUUUUUUUAAUAGCGAAGUGGAGUUCCAAUGCCGUGACUUGUGCGUCACUGCGGUCUAACAUACAGUCAGCGCCAUCUCUUGAGUUCGCUCGGAACUAAGUGACCAAAAUGGGUCAAGUCGCUAGUUUUAUUAUAGAGGCAACAAAAUACGUGUACCUAUCACUUAAUUAGUACUUGAUUUUAAGCACAUAAAUACUUCUAAGUUUCAUAUAGUCGCGCCAAGUUAUAAAUAAAUCUGUUUAUAUGUAUAAUUAUUGUGAGAAGUUUGAAUGAUGAUGGAAAGGUUGUUUCGGCAAUUUAUACGAAGGAAUAUAUUUUUAGUUUUUUGAAGCUACAUUACUUUGGCAGCUAUAAAUAUCUUGUAAUUUAGCAAUUACAGUGCCCAUGGUCCUUUGUGGAAAUUGUCGAAAUUGAUUAAAUAUGAAUUCCAUGUUUGUACAUAGUUUUAACAUUUUUGUUCAAUGGUUAUUUCAUGUUUAUAUGCAUUAUUUAAUUUUGGAGAAAAUAUAAUCACCAUUGCAUUUUA
Molecule: messenger RNA, 6060 nt
Organism: Ostrinia nubilalis (European corn borer)
Lineage: Eukaryota; Metazoa; Arthropoda; Insecta; Lepidoptera; Crambidae
Gene: Pi4KIIalpha
Product: phosphatidylinositol 4-kinase type 2-beta
Exons: 11
Coding region: 162-1520 (452 amino acids)
Biological process (GO): endosome organization; Golgi organization; phosphatidylinositol phosphate biosynthetic process
Cellular component (GO): plasma membrane; endosome; trans-Golgi network
Molecular function (GO): 1-phosphatidylinositol 4-kinase activity
Source: RefSeq, a predicted model, not a curated record